AUGACCUCCACACAAUCUGAAUCUCGGGCAUCAAGUCAGUCGAAAGCAAAUCGUUUGUCUGUUUGUUUGCAAGCUGCUUUAAAAAACCUUUGGCUGCUAUUAGAAAAUAAAUUUACAAUUUGGAAAAUGGUCCACAUUUGCACUCUUGUGGCACUGCUCUGCCCCGUCAUGUUGUUUGCUGCGCCUUUGGAAAACCCGAACCCAAAGUUUCAGGUUGAGUACAUCAGCAACGACAAAGUAGUGGGUGCUGCCAACGUAUAUCCCAACAUCGUGCCCAUCACUCGACCGCCGUUGGUGACGCAAACCGCUCCUCCUCCUCCACCCCAUUCCAAGAAGUUCGCAUAUAAUCCAAAGUCGCAGACGUGGACCCUGAUUGCGUCAGGCGAUCCGCUGCCUAACGAAGACACUCUCACCUGGAAUCAGAGCAACGACAAAUGGCUAACCCGCUAGGCAUCCCAGAUCGACAAUGGUUUUCUUUUUAUGUUAGGUGCUUUAAUUGUUAAUAUAAUAAACUAUUCCGACAGACA
Messenger RNA from Drosophila ficusphila, 527 nucleotides. RefSeq lists its product as uncharacterized. The record is from RefSeq and is a predicted model, not a curated record. The coding region runs from base 1 to 450 and encodes 149 amino acids. NCBI's taxonomy places the organism in Eukaryota, Metazoa, Arthropoda, Insecta, Diptera, Drosophilidae. The transcript has 2 exons.